Seriola aureovittata is the source of this 2286-nucleotide messenger RNA. RefSeq names its product mevalonate (diphospho) decarboxylase a (gene mvda). The transcript is spliced from 10 exons. The record is from RefSeq and is a predicted model, not a curated record. NCBI's taxonomy places the organism in Eukaryota, Metazoa, Chordata, Actinopteri, Carangiformes, Carangidae. Gene Ontology annotation, molecular function: diphosphomevalonate decarboxylase activity; ATP binding. Bases 582 to 1790 code for a protein of 402 amino acids. Gene Ontology annotation, cellular component: cytosol. Gene Ontology annotation, biological process: isopentenyl diphosphate biosynthetic process, mevalonate pathway; isoprenoid biosynthetic process.
CUUUAUUUUAUAUAUGUAAGAAAUGCUGUGUCAAGUCCAAUAACACUAGGCUAAUAAAGCUUUGUUUCCACAAAAUACUAGGAUAAUAACCACUGUAAAUGUACCUGAAUACUUUCAAUACUGUAUAUCAUCCCAAAUUUAAGUAUUUAGCUUGUAUAUAUCUGUAUUCAGCUGUCGAUUUACAAUUACAGUCAGUUUUUAUUUUUUAUUUCAUAAAUAUACCCUUUCCCCAGGCUGCUACACUGUUUUAUUAUACAAAUACAUUGAGUAUAGACUUGAAAUAACUACAAUGAGCCUAACGCUGUGUGGGAGGGUCUCUGCCCUUGCCCCAUUUUCGCACGACCGUGGUCAGAUGAUUUCUCAUUGGCUACUUCGACUGUUUCGUCAAAAGGGCUCAGCUCUGAUUGGCGGAGGCGUUAGCCACAUGUUCAACACCAGCCAAUGAGGAGAGACCUCAGCGCUUCAGUAAAGGUUUAGUUAGCGAUAGUGAAGCUGCUAAACACGAGAGGAGUUUGUACACCGUAUUUAAGACUAUUCAGGUGCAGUUUUAUCACUGCAAAGGUCGGAUUACAUUCACAGCUAUGCCUGAGAAUAGUAUGGACAAGCCAAACAUAGUUACAUGCGCCGCUCCAGUGAAUAUAGCUGUCAUCAAAUACUGGGGCAAGAGAAAUGAAGAACUAAUUCUACCCAUUAACUCAUCCUUGAGUGUCACAUUGCAUCAAGACCAGCUGAAAACAACCACAACAGUUGCAUCAAGCAGAUCAUUUCAGGAGGAUCGAAUAUGGCUCAACGGCAAAGAAGAGGACAUAACCCAUCAAAGACUACAGUCCUGUCUCAGAGAGAUUCGGCGAUUAGCACGGAAGAGGCGUAAUGAUGGAGACCCUGGUUUGGAUUCAACCGGUUUGUCUCACAAAGUCCACAUCUGCUCGGUUAACAACUUCCCCACUGCUGCUGGACUUGCCUCCUCAGCUGCAGGAUUCGCUUGCCUAGUUUACACUCUGGCUCGGGUGUUUGGCGUCGAAGGGGAGUUGUCGGGGAUUGCUCGGCAAGGCUCAGGCAGCGCAUGCAGGAGUAUGUAUGGGGGGUUUGUGCAGUGGAUCAUGGGACAAAAAGAUGAUGGCAAGGACAGUCUCGCCCAGCAGGUGGAACCAGAGACUCACUGGCCUGAGCUCCGAAUCCUCGUACUGGUGGCCAGUGCUGAGCGGAAACCAAUAGGCAGCACCUCUGGAAUGCAAACCAGUGUAGAAACAAGCUGUCUCCUAAAGCACCGGGCUGAGUCUGUUGUCCCGAGCCGCAUGGCAGAGAUGAUUGAAGCGGUGCAGAGAAAGGACUUCACUGCAUUUGCUGAACUAACCAUGAAGGACAGUAACCAGUUCCAUGCCACUUGCCUUGACACAUACCCUCCUAUCUUCUACCUCAGUAGUGUGUCUCAACAGGUCAUCAGCUUGGUGCAUCGGUAUAACAGGCACUAUGGGGAGACGAGGGUGGCCUACACUUUUGAUGCAGGGCCCAAUGCUGUGAUCUUCACUCUGCAGCAGCAUGUUCCUGAGUUUGUCCAGUUGAUUCAACAUUUCUUUCCCUCGGAUACCAAUGGAGGACAGUUUAUUAAGGGUCUUCCAGUUAACAGUGCUUCAAUUUCUGAGGACCUGAAGCAGGCUAUUGGUCUAGAGCCCAUGCCAAAGGGAAUAAACUACAUUAUUAGUACCAAGGCUGGACCAGGCCCUUGUGUUGUGGAGGAUCCCACUCAGCACCUGCUUGGAUCUGAUGGUUUCCCCAAGAAAACUGAAUGAUGCCCCUGCAGCCCUAAAGUUUCACUGAGCAAUAAUGAAGCUAAUUCAGCAGAAAAAAAAACAAAAAAACUGCAUUUCACAUAUGUAAAAAGGUUUUUAUAAUGGCAACACCAGGCACCUCCUUUGCUAUUAUGCGUGCUAAUAUUUCCCCCUUCAUUUCUCAAAUUGGACUAGUGUGCCUCUCUGUCUUUACAUCAAACUGUAUGCUUCUAUGUUUAUGCAUAGCUCUCCACAGCUCUCAGUAUCUGGAGGCAGUUAUUGCUGUCGAGUUGACGCGUGUGACUAAAGGGUUUGCUCACAGACUUGAGCUUGUGCUGGUAGAUAUGGGGUGCCAACAAUGCACUUUCACCACUUCUAUAUGUCUAAGGAGGUUAUUUUACAUGAAAUUGUCACUUUAAUCAUUUGUUUUUCAUUUUCAUCUUUUGAAAACAUACUGUACCAACUUAAGUGAUGUUCAUAUUAUUCUGUAAAACCAAAUAAAGUAUAUUUUAGUCAA